AUGUUAAUAAAAAUUUCAAUAGGUGUAUAUGAUUUAUUUCCGUUUCAUAUUACUUUAUCAUUAUCAUUAUUAAUAUUAACAGAUUGGUCAGCAGCAUGUUUACGAGAUUUUCAAAAGAAUUUAUUGAAACUAAGUGGACAAAAAAGUGCUGAACAAGAAGUGAUUGAAUUAAAAAAUAAACAUAAUGAAUUACAUAUCAAAUAUUUAGAUUUAGAAGAACAAUUAAAAAAAGCAAAAAUGAAAGUCGGAGAUGCUAAUGUCUAUUUCAAUACUGCAACUAUAGAGCAUAAAAAAUUAGCUGAAUCGGAAUUACAAAAAUGUGCUAGUGAGCAAGAACGACUCGCUGAAGAAUUGAACAAACAACAACAGAAAAUAGAGAAAAAUGAAAAUGAAUUAGCAACAGCAAUGAACAAUACUUCGAAACAACAACAAGCUGAACAAGAUAAAUGGAUGCAUCAUUUACUAACAUAUUUUCAACAAAUUAAAAAAUAUAUAGAAACAUGUCAUCUUGAUGAUACUAUACAAAAAAUAAAAGAAACUCUUGACGAAAUAUUAAAUCACAGUACACAACUAGCCGAAAAUGAUCCAAUGAAAGACUAUUUAUCAUAUUAUUGUGAUUUAAUACAAAUAUCAAUUACUUCCUUGACAAAUUCUCUUAAAAGUUGGCAAACAUAUUCAAAAAUGUUAAUAACUGAUCUAAUGAAACAAUAUACAGAAAAUAAUAACAAAGAAAUACUUUGUAAUUUAGGUAAUUGGGCAUAUGAACGGUGUCAUACAUUUAUUAGAAGUAUUCAAUCAAAUACAAAUAGUAUUGAUGAUAUAAAACGAUUAGCUUAUGAUAUACAUCAACGUGUGAUGCUUAAUAUUACAAAUAUAGAAACAUUUUUAACUGAAGCAUUGGAACCAAUGGAUGAAUUAAUUAAAAUCAUUAAAAACAAUAUUGAUUAUCGUUUACCAGGAACUGAAAUAGGAUUACUCAAAUUACUUGAACGAUUUGAAUUACGAUUACAAACAAGUACAAAAUCUCUAUUACUACAAACAAUAUAUAUGGCUUUUUCGUAUAGUACAAAUCCAUUUGGUCUCGUAGAUGGUGUUAGUCAAUCGAUAAAAAUAUUAAAAAAUUUAGUAUUAUCACCUGGAUAUAUGAUCACACAAAUGUGGCAUACAAUUGAUACACUUAGUGAUUCACAAGAUUUGAUUUUAGCCGAUAUACAACAAAUAAUUGAAGCUAAAAAUAUUAUUUUAAAUAAUAAAUCGGAAAAAAAUAAGAUUCAACAUGAAUUAAAUUUUCAUGAAAUUAUUUAUUUUCUUACAAUCGGUGGUUCAGAUAAUAUGGAAGUAACGUUGACAAAUAUAUUAAUGGAACACAUGGAUUUUGUACUUAUAUCAAAAUUAUAUCAAUCUAUAGUAGAAGUUUAUGAAAAAGGUGAAAAAGUUUUAUUUGAACCAUGCAUGUCACACAUAAAAUUGAACAGUGCAAUGAGCAGUGCCACAACAAUUACGUUUAAUCUACUUGACCUUGUUAAAAAAGUAUUGAAUAAAUUUAAAUCCCUUUUCAACUUCUUCUGUAACGAACAACCACCGUUAGAAUUGAGUGAUCACAUAAAAGUCUUCAAUAUGAUAUUUAAUGAUUUACUCAAUGAAAAUAUUCAUUGUUAUAUGCAACAACGUCAACAAGGUCAUCUAUUGAUUCACACUAUUUCACCACAGUGCUAUUUGAAUAAUUUGAUAAAAUUACAUUAUAAACAUGAAAAUAUGUUAGGACUUGAACCAUUAAAUCGUAACAAAUAUUCAUCAUCUUCUGAAUGUUUUGAGUUACAAGUUACAAUUUCUCUAUCACGUAUAAUUAUUUAUUUCAUAAAACAAGAUAAAAAUCCAUCAAAUGGUUUUAAAGUUCAAUUAAAAAUUUAUAAUACUCUAUCUAAUAGUUGGGAUUUCGCUGUAAAGACAAAUUCAAUUGAAUAUAUCAGAAUUCAACUUGGAGAAGAAUUGUCAACAAAGCUAAUAAAAUGGUCAAAUUAUAAAAAAUUUUAUACAGUUGAUGGUAUAUUCGAUAACUUGCCCAAUUCCAACACAAUAACAUCGACUCAAUUAGAACAACAAACAAAGGAAUUAGAACCAGCUUUGUCUGCUCAUCAUAAAAGUAAUGACGAAGAAAAACAAAUCAAUGAUUUACGUAGUACAAAAAUUCUUGUUAGUUUAAAUAGAAAAAUUGGUGAAAUGAUUAAAAGUCUUAAAACUGAUGAUAUAGUAAAUGCGAAUAAUUUGAUAAAUGUCGUUGAAAUAAUUAAUUUUCAUAAACGGUUACCGCAUGCUGAUACAAUAAAACAAUGUUUUCGAAGUUUUGGCCAUUUAGCAGAUGAAUUUUCCACAAUAAAUCAAACAAUAAUCCAGAAUGAAUUAAUCGAUAGUCGUAGCGAUAUUCAAUUCGUAUGGUCAAUCGCUUAUGGAUGGGCAAAUAUCCUAACAAUGAGCAAUAAUAAUUCUUCAAAUGAUAGAAAUUUUAAAACAUUAAAUCAAGAAUAUGAUCAAAUAUGUGAAAUUUUGGGAAAUAAUCUCGAAUUAGUUAAAGUUAAUAAUCUUCUUCGAAAUAAUGCACAUACAAUCUAUCGUAAUACAAAUCCAGGAAAAUUAAAUGAUACAUUUCAAUAUUCACAAUUAGAUCGCGAUGCACAUAUUUGGUUGUAUCGAUCAAAAGAUACACAAACAAUACAAUGUGCACCAUUAAAAACAUCGAUUGAUUUUGGUAUUGCACUUAUCGAUAUUCAUAGAUGUAUCAUACAAAAAUUGAUUAUUCAUAAUCCAUUAGAAAAUGAUAUUGAUAUUGAAAUAAUACCUAAAGAAUCGCAUAGCCAGUUUGAUGUACCAACUGGAAAGAUAUCAAUAGAAGCACAGAAUAUAACUGAAAUUGAUAUUUUAUAUAAACCGCCAAGCACAGAAAAUGAAAAUUCUUGUAAUUUUCUGAUCAAUUUAUCUGAAAAUCAGACAGCAUUAACAGAAUUAUAUGUUUAUGGAAACAUUGCUGUUGUAGAUGUUCAAUUAUCAACAGAUACCAUUAAUUUUGGUUAUUGUCCUUGUGAUGGAACAAUACUAGAAAAACAUUUCGAUAUCAAAAAUUCCUUAUCAUGUUCGCUAAAUGUUGUAGCACAAAUACAACAAGAAACACAAGCAAUAUCAAUGAAAUCGGUAUUAACAAUUCAAACUGAGCAAUUAAAUUUGAAUCCAUCUACAACGACACAUUUACAUGUAUCAUUAAAACCAAAUAAUGCAGAGGAAAAUAUCGAUCGUGAAAUAUGUCUUGCUAUUAAUUCACCUAAAUAUUUCAAAUUAUUGAAAGUAAUUGGUUUUGUUCGACAAACUAAACUCACAGUUAUGUAUCAAGGACAAACAGUUAUUAACAAUCAAUCCGGACAAUUAUCAAUUACAGAUUUAUACAAAUCAGAAGAACGUUCAAUAUCACUUGAAUAUAUCAAUGAUGGCGAAGUUGAAUAUACUUUAUCUUUAUCAAGUGACUUAAAUUUAAGUACGAAAACGCUUGUGUUAAAUCUUGGAAUAAAAGAAACAGUACAAGUGAAAAUUCGCAUGAGUGAUGCUUCUUCUAGAAAAACUUCUACCAUCGAUAUAAAUUCCACUAAUAUUAGUCGUCCUUGUGUGACACUCACAUUCCUUUGUGAAUCACAAUUACCACAAUUAGGUUUUCCAUCGGAAAUCACAAAAGAAAUACGUAUUGGACAAUCAGUUGAUAUGGAACAGUUAUGGAUGAACAUAUCAAGAAGUAUAAAACUAAUUGAAUGUGAUAUAUCAAUUAAAAAUUUAGGCAAAUCAGCAGCAAACAUACAAUAUAUACAACUUCUAUCAUCAAAAGAAUAUCAAUAUUAUCCAACCGAUUUUCGUAGUUUUCAUCCCAUCAUACAAUUUAAAGCUAGUGAUAUAUUCACAGGCAUUCCAUAUCAUCUUGAAUUUAAAAUACCUAUUCUUGAAAUAUCACCAAAAGCUUUCUUUAAUAUCGGUGUAAUUAAAAAUGAAAAAAUCUUUAAACCAUCUAUUAUACUUCGAAUAUUCGAGAUUUUGAUACUCCAAAUGAUAUUAACAGUAAUCAGACGACUUUUAGAACCUCAACCAUUUUCUAUUCAUGGUGUCAAAUUUUUAUUUAAAGAUCUGACAAGAAUUGAAAAAUGUUUAACAUCAUUAGCAUUACAAUAUAGUUCAGAAUUACGAUCUAUAUUACAAAAAUUACAAACUGAUGUCGGUCGAUCACAAAAUAUAGAUAUAAAACCACCAUCAAAGAGUUUAACAUUAAAUAAAUUAUCACAUUUAGAUCCAUUUAGUCAUAGCGCUGAUGCAUCGAUCGAUCAUUCGCCAUUGGAACCUUCUUCAAAAGUAACAUUUUCACCAUCGUCACCACCAACGACAACACCAACAAAUAAUGAUGAGUUCGAUCAACUAAUCUCGCAUGAUGAAUGGCUAAAGAAUAUCAAAAACCAUAAUGUCAUAGUUGGUGGCACAGACACGCAUUCAUCUAAUCUACUUAAAUCAUCAUCUAAUAAUCGUACUAUAAACACGAAUGUUGAUCAAAUACUUCAAGAUAUGCUAAAUAAACAAACAACAAGAGGAGAAGCAUUAACAUUUGAUGAAGGUACAUAUCCAGCAACUGGUUUAGCUCGUAUUACACAAAAAGUAUUUCCAAUCCGAACAUCAACAGUUUCGACUUCAAAUACUACUGUACACAAAAUGGUUAUUAUUCUUACGGAUGGUCUCACACAAGAGCGUGAUAAUGAAACUUAUUCAUUAACGAUAAGUAAAUAUGAUAUUAAAUUAGGUUUUAUGUUUAUUGAAGAUAAAAAUUCCAAUUCAAGUACAAUGUUAUUAGAAGCACUUAAACGUCAAUCAAAACAUUCAAAAAUAGCUUCGGAUAGUAUAUCUAAUUUACCAUUACAAAUAGCACAAUUAAUGAAUACAAUGUUAGAAAACUGUUUACAAGGUAUACAAGAUAAAAAUGAUUUACCAACAACAAUAAUAAAACAAACAAUAAAUAUUGAAAUACCAAUCGAUUCAAAAUCUUUAUCGAAAUUAAUUUAUAAACAACAACAACAUCAGAAUGCUGAUGAAAAUAAAAAACCUAAAAUAACAAAAAAUGUUACAUCAUAUACAGUAAGUCAACCAAAUUCAAUGGUAUCAAAACUAAUUAAUGUUAAACAUUUAUUAAAUCAAUAUUUAUCACGAAACAAUUCAUAUACAAAUUUAUCACUAGCAGCAGGUGAAUUACGUAAAUAUUAUCAAGAACUAAGCACAACUAGUGACAUACAAACUCAUAUAACACACGCUGAAGAAUUAUGGCAUACAGAAGAGACUCGAUUAUCAAAUUCAAUUGAUGAUCUCAUGUCGGUGUCUAGUGAUGUUGUAUUUGCUUUUAAUAAAUUUACACGCCGUCGAGCAGCUUUACGUGGUUCAUCACUCUAUUUACCUGGUUUAAUAAAAGCUAUGACAAGUGAAUGGAGUUAUAAGAAAAUAUUUAGUUCAGAAUUAGCCGGUGGAAAACGUGAUCAUGCACUUUGCUUAGUACUUGAUAUAUCUGUAUCAAUGUUUGGAAAUAUGGGUGAAUGUUUAUUUGAAACAUUAAUUAUAUUUAUUGGUGCACUGAAAAAAUUAGGUCUUGAUAAUUAUAGUAUUGUUCUAUUUGGAAAGAAAGUAACAAUUAUUAAAACACAUGAACAAACAUUUGAUAUUUAUGUUAUCUACACAUUAUUACAACAGAUCAAAUUUGAUCAAGAAAAUGAUUCAAAAGAUGCAUUUGGUUCAGAAGUUGCUAUUGAUUUAUUAACAAAUUGUGCAACAAGGGGUGAAAGAAAAAUAUUUAUUUCAACUGAUGGUUAUGGAAAUUGUACUGAUCUAUUACCAAUGGUACAACAACGUGCAGAAGAUCUUGGUAUUGAUCUUAUUGCAUUAGGUGUCGGUAUUGAUCGUACAAAUUUACAAUCAUCAUAUGCACGAUAUAUUCAAUGUGCUGGAGCAUAUAAUGUACCCAAAGCAUUACGAAGUCUAUGUGAAAAUGAACCACAAUUUAAAUCAAUUGAUUGGUUAAAACAAUCAGAAGAUUUUACAACACAAACUGUAACAACAGAAGUUGAAAGUAUAAUCAAUGAUCCUAAGCAUCAAAAAGCAUUUGGUAAAUUCAUUCAAAAAUUGAAUGGUGAACGUGAACACUUUUUAACUAGUACAGGUAGUCCACCGUCGAAUAUAGUGGUUGAUAUUUAUUUUUGUUUGGAUAUUACUGGUAGUAUACAAAAAGACAAAUUAUAUGAAAAAUAUUCGUCAUUAAAAUUGAAAUUAAAUUUUGCUAUUAUUGGCUAUCGUGAUAUUACAGAUAAUCCACAAUAUGAAACAUUGAAUUUUACACAUGACGAAGAUCAAAUUAUCAGGUUUUUAGACAAAUUACAAGCAAAAGGUGGUAAUGAUUGUCCAGAAGAUGUUCUCGGUGCUUUGGAUAAAUGUUUGACAUUACCAAAUUGGAGUGUAUCGAAUGCACGAUUUAUUGUAUUGAUUACAGAUGCACCUGGACAUGGACAAGAUUUAAAUGAUGAUGAAAAUGACAGAUAUAAAAAUGGUACUGGAUUAACUGUGGAUAAAAUAUUUAAACGAUUAUCAGAAAAAGAUAAAGAAAUUGAUUUAAUGUUUUGUUGUAUUAAAUCAGAAUAUACGAAAAAAAUGGAAGAUGCAUUCAAACAACAAUAUCAAGCUAUUGAAGGACGAACUCUUAGUGUUACCGAACUAUUUGACAAAACAAAACAAUAA
This is a messenger RNA of Didymodactylos carnosus, 6792 nucleotides long. The record is from the annotation of a GenBank genome assembly. Lineage: Eukaryota; Metazoa; Rotifera; Eurotatoria; Philodinida; Philodinidae.